Messenger RNA from Mesorhabditis belari, 429 nucleotides. The record is from the annotation of a GenBank genome assembly. NCBI's taxonomy places the organism in Eukaryota, Metazoa, Nematoda, Chromadorea, Rhabditida, Rhabditidae.
AUGACAAGACUUUUCAGGAAUGGAACCCGACAAGAACUCGUCGAGGCUCGAGGAAAAAUCAGUGGACUCUGCGAACGACCGACGAAGAUUGGUGCUGCUUUGAAAGCCGGGAUAGAUUCCAAAGUCGCCGAAAUGUCAAGGACCUUUUCCGCGUUGAAAGCCGAUUUCGAGAAGGAGUUGAACGAAACGAGGAAAGAAAAUGCCGAGGUCGAGAGGAAAUUGAGGUCCGAAAGCAUGGAGCUAAAGGCCGAGUUAGCAACGAAAAUAACCGAAUUGAGGGCUCAAAUACAAUCUGAAAGGGAAAACAAAACGGCCGAAAUCGCGAAGUUGCAGGCAGAUUUAGAUCGAAUGAUGAUUUGGGUCUUGGAUCUGGAUGGCUGGUUGUAUUUGGAAGAAACCGCUUCUUGGUACAAGGUUUGGUGGAUGUUG